This is a messenger RNA of Oikopleura dioica, 2619 nucleotides long. The record is from the annotation of a GenBank genome assembly. NCBI's taxonomy places the organism in Eukaryota, Metazoa, Chordata, Appendicularia, Copelata, Oikopleuridae.
AUGAUUUUCAAUUGGGACUUGGUCAUUUUCUCAAACGAUAGAGACUCGCUGCAGAUUGAACAUCGGAAAACAACAGCAGACGUCGAAGCUCUUUUUGAUUCUUUCAGCGGAGGUUUGGCACCGUCCCGGUUGCUCCCGGGUGGACAGCUCUUUGCCGCGGAAGAAGAACUCGUCGACGUGAUUUUGAAAAGUUCUGCUUGCGACAGGGAUCUUCUCUGGUGCCAAAUUCAGAGCCACAGGAGCAACGAUCUGGAUGCGCGCUUCAUCCAGCUUGUCCUCCUCGCGAUGAACGACGACAACUUUAUUGAUGGAGUGAAAGGAUUCUGGUGCAAAUCCGGAGAGGAUGACUUUGACAGCCUCGCGAUUUUAGUUCAGAAGGCGUCGCAGGAAAAUCAAAUUGAGCGGAUUCAACGAAUCUACAAUUCACUAGAACUCUCCGACAACGAGCGAAUCUUCUUCAGGACAAAUAGAAACUUCAUCGAAGCGCACAAUUGGGAUCAGUUUCGCAAGCCGGAAGAGGAAUUGCCUCAAUUCUUCGUCCCUCCGGAUAACAUUUCUGAUCACUUGUCUGAUGACGAUCCUUUUAUUCGUGAAUCUGAAUCGACGAAAUUUCGAUAUCUGCGGGCAGCAUUUGAUGACUCGAGUCUGAAUCCAGGGGAAGUACCAGAGCUCGUUGCGGAAGCAAACUGCUGCUACGAUUCAAAAGAUUUCAAGCGCUUCCAAGACGAGUUGAAGUUUUCGUGUUGUUUUCACGAAGCAGGUUUCAUCAUAAAAGAAGUCGGCGAUGACGGAAUCAUGGUCGAUGGAAGCAUCAUUCCGCCGCUCGUUUAUUCGAAUUAUUUCCAGAAGAUGCAAGCGUGCAAGGUUCAGAAAUCAGAAACGAUGCUGAUUGACAAGUCGAUUUCGACUCUGUGGGUGCGGCUGGUGCAAGAGUUUACCGAGGAGGAUAAAUUUCCGGAAUGCAGCGGCAUUGGAUUCAUGAGAAACUCGUCUUCCUUUGCCUUUGUUUUUUGCUUCAAGGACGAAUAUUCCACUGGAAAUCACCGACGAGAUCAAUUCGACUUCCAAUAUUUCGGAAAAUAUCUUCUCGAGCACGAGCUGAUGCGAUUCAAGCCAAUCCGACGGCUGAAUGGGGAUUACGAGAAAAUCAUGAGAUACAUGAACUUUCAGGACUCAACUGCGGGCGUCUUGUACGAAGUCAAAGACCCAGAAAUCAUCGCGUAUGAAAAAGAGAACCAAGGUCUAAAAGUGGCUCUCAGAGAGGCGAAUGAAUCAGUUCAGGAAAGGCAAAUUUCAGAGCUUUUCGCCACACGACAAGACGAGCACGAAAACAAAAACACUUUCUUGAUGACGAUGCUCCAAAAACAAGAAGACGACCUCAAAAAGCAAGAUGACACGAUGGCCGAGAUUCUCAACAAUCUAGCGGAGAAGGAGUCUGUUAUCAACGAGCUAGAAUCGAAAAUUCGAAACUUGGAGAAUCUGACGCCCAAAUCCAUGCCAGACGUUGAGUUGUCACCGAGGCCGCCAGUUCCGCCAAAGAGGUCUCGCUCAGUUUGCUCCAACAUUUCCUCGGGAAGGACAGUUGUCACAAAGAGUUUACCAGCAACGCCAGAACCAGCUCUGGUGACGUCUCCUCACUUUCCUGGCAAAGUAGCGCCUCCCGAAAUCAACUUCGAAGAAGUGCAAGACUUGAUCAACACGCUCGAGUCCAAAAACGACAAAUAUCUGGACGACAAUCGCCUUCUAACGAAAAACAUCAUCACCAAAUCUUCAAUUAUUUCAAAACUCGAGGAGCAGGUCGAAUUGAUGAAGCUUCAAAAUCGCACGCUCGUCGAGAAAAACGUCGAACUGGCGAGACUGCAGAAGCUGGAGGAGCAGAAGAAACAGCGCCCGGAUCAGAAGAUGGCGCAAAAAGUCAAAACGCUGGAAGAAGAGCUCGAAAGCGAAAGAGCCACGCUCGAAGCGAUAAAAGAAAAGUCCGAAAAGUCGCGCAACGAGAUCAUUCAACUCAACAAAGGAAUCAGCCGCAAAAUCGAGCAAGUGCGAAAACUGAGCUCCGAAGUCACCCAACUCAAAAACGAGCGAGAAACUUUCGACGAGAAGCAGCGAAAACUGCACGUUAAAAUUGACGAGCUUGAGCGCGAAAAACUCGAACUCCAGGAGCAAAACAAAAAGCUCGUUUCCUCGCAGAGCAUUUUGCUUGAGCUGGGGAAAAUCAACGAGGAGCAGAAUGAGCUGAAUGCGCGGCGGAGAUCGUUGUGGUCGGAUUUUUGCGAAGCGAGCGGGAAAGAAGUUCCACUGCCGGCUGUUACAGAAAGAGUGCAGAAACCGGCGGAAAGGGCCAAUCAAGAAGACUCGAGCUUAGAAGACCCAAACGAGGCUUUGACAAUCGAGCUGCAGGCGCUGCGGGAAAGGUUAAAAGCCCUCGAGGAGGCGAACUCGUGUCCAAUUUGUCAGGAACAGUUCGACUCGGAAGAAGCCAGAAGAUGUGGAAUCUCCUUGUGUGGCCACCAGUUCUGCGUAAAAUGUCUGCUCGAUUUGCUCAAAGAUUCGAAAAAGUCGCACUGUCCUUCCUGCCGCGUUUCUUUCCACUCGAACAAUAUCAUCUAUCUUUUCUGA